GUCGAGCCAAGUUUUUGGAUAGCAAGGUUGACCGUAUUGCUUCGGACUAUACGGCCAACAGGGCAAAGAGGUGCCGCGGUCAUCAUUCGUUAAUUAGUUUAUUAGGACACUAGAAGACAUAUUUUGCAACUUCUUCACAGUCCAAGUAUCAAAAUUUUGGCAGUCGCAUCGUGAUAUCUGUUAGACUUCUCUCGAUUGUCCUUCUGUGAUUUCUCCACACCUCACAAACACGUCUGAUCGGCAAACCAUAUCUUAGAACCAUGUCUCGGGUAUCCCAAGAUGGUAUCGCUCUUGAUAUCUUCGGCCAGAUGCCAGCCACAGUCCACUCAUAUACGGGGAUCACCUUAUGUUUUCCCUUAUUAGACGGCUCGCAACAUCCCGCCGUUGUCAGCACUUUGACUGCUGGUCUCGAGCGUUUAUCGGCGAGCUUCCCCUGGGUUGCUGGUCAAGUAACCAAUGAGGGAUCUGGAGAGGAUAACUCGGGUAUCUACAAGAUUACACCAUUCGAGAAUAUACCCCGUUUAGUCGUCAAGGAUCUACGACAAGAUGGCUCUAUGCCGACAAUGGGGGCUCUCAGGGAUGCGAAUUUCCCUAUGAGUAUGCUUGACGAACUUGUCAUUUCUCCACGAGCUACAAUCUCCCUUAGGCCACCAGAAAACGACCCAGUGCUUCUAAUUCAAGCCAACUUCAUAACCGGGGGUCUCCUGUUGACAUUUUCGGCGAAUCACAAUGCCAUGGACAUGGCUGGUCAGGCGCAAGUGCUUCAUCUGCUCUCAAAAGCUUGCCGAAACGAGCCUUUUACGCAGGAGGAGCUGAAAAUUGGCAAUUGCGACCGUCGCAAUAUUGUGCCUCUUUUGCAGGAUUAUCAACCAGGCCCUGAAGUUUCCCGUCAAAUCGCGAAGAAACCAGGUCCACAGGCCCCCGCCAACAGCGGGGCAAAUGCAACCAAACCUGCACCACCCAGGCCUCUAAAAUGCACAUGGGCCAAUUUUAUCUUCGAUGCCGCCUCACUCAGCGCCCUGAAGGCACAGGCAGCAGAAACAGUCACAUCCGGAUUCAUUUCCACUGACGACGCUAUAACGGCGCUUAUCUGGCAAUGCAUCACCCGAGCCCGGUCAUCGCGUUUGGAGGGUCGCCCCGUAACCGAGGCGACGCUCGGACGCUCUGUCAACGUACGCAGCUAUCUCGAUAUCCCAGAGACGUAUCCCGGAUUUAUUCAGAACAUGACAUACCGCACCCUCAAGCUGCAAGAAGUCGCCGACGGCCCGCUCGGUGCCGUCGCGUCAUAUCUACGCGCAGGCUUAGAUCGCGAGAGCAUCAAAUAUCAGACCCGAUCCGCAGCCACGCUGCUUGAUAGCACACCGAAUAAACGGACUAUCAACCCUGUGGGCUCGCUAGACCUUACGGUGGAUAUUAUUGUCUCUUCGUGGGUUAAAACGGGAUGCUAUGGACUUGACUUCGGUUUAGGGCUAGGAAAGCCCGAAUCAGUUCGACGACCACGGCUCAUGCCGCUUGCUCUUGACAGUCUAGUGUAUUUGCUUCCAAAGGCACCUAGUGGGGAGAUUGUAAUUGCGAUAUGUCUGCGGGACGAAGAUAUGACCAAGUUGAAGGCAGAUGAAACAUUUGCCAAGUAUGGUCGCUUUGGCGGUUGAGUCUCGAGAUAAGGGGUUCUUAUGUACUAUAGUUAGCAUCUAGUCCAAGGCGACUUUCCAGAAAAUUAGACCACACAUACCAAUUCGAGAAUUCUACUUAUCAUUUAAUACUUG
Hypoxylon trugodes is the source of this 1766-nucleotide messenger RNA. RefSeq names its product trichothecene 3-O-acetyltransferase. The transcript has a single exon. Lineage: Eukaryota; Fungi; Ascomycota; Sordariomycetes; Xylariales; Hypoxylaceae. Bases 261 to 1652 code for a protein of 463 amino acids. The record is from RefSeq and is a predicted model, not a curated record.